Messenger RNA from Notolabrus celidotus (New Zealand spotty), 3044 nucleotides. It is a transcript of the gene acox3, whose product is annotated as acyl-CoA oxidase 3, pristanoyl. Gene Ontology annotation, biological process: lipid homeostasis; fatty acid beta-oxidation using acyl-CoA oxidase. The transcript is spliced from 19 exons. Gene Ontology annotation, cellular component: peroxisome. Gene Ontology annotation, molecular function: pristanoyl-CoA oxidase activity; fatty acid binding; FAD binding. The record is from RefSeq and is a predicted model, not a curated record. Lineage: Eukaryota; Metazoa; Chordata; Actinopteri; Labriformes; Labridae. The coding region runs from base 210 to 2288 and encodes 692 amino acids.
GGUGAAGAUUGUCCUCGAGAGAAUACUUCUUCAAAGGCUGCUCUUAUUGUGAAGAGUCCGAGGAGGAAGUUGAGUUGUUGUCGCGGCUCCCGGAAAGAAAGCUGGUGAAGGACUCUGGUCCACGGGUCCACGUAAACCCAGCUGCAGGACUCCAGAGGACGGACACGGACUGGACGAAGAAAGUUACCUGUCGGUGUGAAGAGGAGAACAUGGACUCUGUGGUUCCUGACCUGCCCAGCGGCCCGCUGGAUGCCUACAGACAGAAAGCUUCUUUCAACUGGAAAGAGAUGCUGCUGUUCAUCGACGGAGAGGACGCGAUCGCGUUUAAGAGAAAAUUGUUCCAGACUCUGGAGAGUGACCCUCUGUUUGCCCGGCAGCCAGGUGAAGACAUCCCGGUGGAGAAGAUGAGAGAGCUCACCUUCCUCAGGACGAAGAAGCUGUUUUCCUACGACUUCCUGCGGGACGAAGAGGCCAUGGGUAAUCCCUGGUUGACCAUUGUCCUCAACAACAGUCUGGGCAUGUACGACUGGGCAUGCUCAGCCAAGUACUUCCUCAACAGAGGGAUGUUUGGAGCAACUGUGGCUAACUCUGGAUCAGACCGACACAGUCAAUAUGUUGAACAGAUAAACACCAUGAAGAUCUUUGGAUGUUUUGCUCUGACUGAGCUGAGUCACGGCAGCAACACCAGAGCCAUGAGGACCACAGCGACAUUUGACCCCAAAACACAGGAGUUUGUGAUCAACUCUCCGGACUUCGAGGCCGCUAAGUUCUGGGUGGGGAAUCUGGGAAAGACGGCGACUCAUGCUGUGGUGUUUGCUCAGCUCUACACACCUGACCAGGUGUGCCAUGGCCUGCACUCCUUCGUCGUCCCGGUGAGAGACCCUCAGACUCUGCUGGCCCUGCCCGGGGUCCUGGUGGGUGACAUGGGGAAGAAGCUGGGUCAGAACGGGCUGGAUAACGGGUUUGCUCUGUUUCACAGCGUGAGGAUCCCCAGAGAGAAUCUGCUGAAUAAGACGGGAGACGUGACGCCUGAUGGACGAUACGUCACUCCCUUUAAAGACCCUAACAAGCGUUUCGGGGCCUCUCUGGGGGCGCUGUCAGGGGGCCGGAUCUCCAUCACCAGGAUGGCUCUGACUAACCUGAAGCUGGCUCUGAUCGUGGCCGUCAGAUACUCGGCCACCAGGAGACAGUUUGGACCCAAAGACACGGAGGAGAUCCCCGUCCUGGAGUACCAGCUGCAGCAAUGGCGUCUGAUCCCGUACCUGGCCACAGCGUACGCUCUGGAACAUUUCACUAAAACCAUCUUCAUGAACUUUGUGGAGUUUCAGAUUGGACAGAUGAUGAGGGACAAGAGUGACAGACAGGCUGAGAUGGGCAGAGAGAUCCAUGCUAUUGGCUGCAGCAGUAAACCUCUGGGCUCGUGGAUGGCUCAGCGAGGGAUCCAGGAGUGCAGGGAGGCCUGUGGAGGGCACGGAUAUCUCGCCAUGAACCGUUUGGGUGAUCUGAGGAGUGAUAAUGAUCCAAACUGCACUUAUGAAGGAGACAACAACGUGUUGCUGCAACAAACCAGUAACUACCUGCUGAGCUGGCUGCAAGCUAAACAACACGACGGAGCAAAGAUCGAGUCUCCUCUUCAUUCCGUAGACUUCCUGGAUGAUUAUCAAAAGAUCCUACAAAAUAAAUUCACAUCAACGACCGUGGAAGAAUGUAUGGACCCUACAGUGUGCCUGUCGGCGUAUCGAUGGUUGGUGUGUUUCCUGCUGGAGGAGAGUCAAAGGAGGCUACAGCAGCAGAGAGACGCAGGACUCAAUGACUUUGAGGCCCGGAACAACAGCCAGGUGUAUUACUGUCGCUCUCUGGCGAUGGCUUACAUUGAAACGAACUGUCUGCAGAGGUUUCAUGACCUGACCUUUGACCCCGACACUCCAGCUGGUCUCAGACCGGUUCUGAAGAAACUCUGCGCUCUAUACGGACUGUGGAGCCUCAGCAACCACACCACAACGCUCUACCAGGGUAAUUACCUGAGUGGAGGGAGACCUGCAGAGCUGAUCCAGAUGAGCAUCCUCACUCUGUGCACCCAGCUGAAGGACGAGGCUGUGGCGUUGGUUGAUGUUUUGGCUCCUACAGAUUUCAUUCUAAACUCACCUAUAGGCAACGCCGACGGACAGCUCUACAGGAACCUCUGGUCCACAGUGAUGCAGGGCUCUCAGGUCCUGGAGAGGCCUUCCUGGUGGAAAGAGUUCUGCUCCGACAAACCUACGGUCGGAUCGCUGCGUCCAAAACUCUAACUCCCAGAAACCCUCAGACACAUUCCCCAGCACACAUUGAUCUGCUUUAAUAAACACACACUGAUUUACUUUAAUAAACACACACUGAUACACUUUAAUAAACACACACUGAUUCACUUUAAUAAACACACACUGAUACACUUUAAUAAACACACACUGAUACACUUUAAUAAACACACACUGAUACACUUUAAUAAACACACACUGAUACACUUUAAUAAACACACGCUGAUACACUUUAAUAAACACACACUGAUACACUUUAAUAAACACACACUGAUUCACUUUAAUAAACACACACUGAUACACUUUAGUAAACACACGCUGAUACACUUUAAUAAACACACACUGAUACACUUUAAUAAACACACACUGAUACACUUUAAUAAACACACACUGAUCUGAUAUAUUGAUAAUGAAGAACACAAAGUGCCGAAUGAGAGGUUCUAUUUUUAUUGAUGUUAAAGCGUUGUGAUGUCAGUAAACACGUCUGUCUGACUCUUUAGAGGACUGUGGAGCUUCACGCUCACUCACUGCGAUGAAGAGACGCCGUCUGACUCUCAAAGGGUUAAAUCAUCCACUCGGGCGGGGUUUAUGAUGUUCAUAACUUAGUGACUGUGUGUGUGUGUGUGUGUGUGUGUGUGUGUGUGUGUGUGUGUGUGUGUGUGUGUGUGUGUGUGUGUGUGUGUGUGUGUGUGCAUGAGUAGUUGAUUCUUGUAAUUGGUGUCUUGAUUAAACUCUUCUCAUGGAGUCAGA